AUGAAGACUUUAGUUUUCCUGACACUUUUUGUGGCAUGUGCCUUUGCACACACAACAUUAUUCAGACAAUCACCUGACGAUUCGAGCUCCAGCUCCUCGGAAGAAGUCAUUUUUACGCAAAAAGCUGCUGUUCCGUCAAGUGAAUCUAGUUCCUCGGAAGAAGUAAUUUUUACGAAGAAAGCUCUACCAAUUGCUAAAAACAGAGGUAGAAAGCAUGAGAAGCACAUCCAAACUCGUUCCUUUUGGCAAACAUUGAAAGAUGCAACCAGCGCGAUAACAGAAUUUUUCUUCAGAAGCAAUUACCAUCGUCCCGAUGACGAUACUAGAUGGGAAAAGUACAAGAUUCAGUACAAACUAAAAUUCGAUGAUCCGGCAGAUGAGGAGAAAGCUAAGGCUAGAUUUGUGAAGAAUCGUGCCAAGGUCCUUAAGCACAGAGACACAAACCCAAACAGUUCAAUCGAUAUUGACUUGAACAAGUUUGCUAUUAUGUCAUCUAAGGAAUUCAGAAGACGCAAGAUGGGUCUUACGCCUGAAACUCGUCCAGAAGUAAGAAGCUUCUUCUCUUCCGAUAUGCUCCGUGAAAAAGUUCCAGACUACUAUGAUUCUCGUCGUACCCCGGGAGCUGUUACGUACAUCCGUGAGCAAGGAGAAUGUCAAGGUUGUUGGGCUUUUGCCACAGUCGCAACACUCGAAACUGUAUUUUUCAUGAAAUACAAGAAGACAUACAAGCUUUCCGAACAACAGUUGCUUGAUUGUGAUGGUUAUAAUGAGGGUUGUGACGGUGGUACUAUGGAUGCCGCUUUUAAUUACAUCAAACGUAACGGAGGUAUCAAUCCCCAAAAAUUGUAUCCAUUUGAGGAAGAAGCGAAGGAUUGCAGAGCCUCACCCUUGUACAAUCGUCCAAUUUUCAUCACCGACGUGAAAGGAUUCCCAAAACCAGCAAGGGCAGGAAAACCCGGAGUACAAGCAAACAAAAUUGAGGAAAUGAUGAAAGUCGCUACUUUCCAACAUGGCGCUGUAGCGAUCGGAAUUGAUGCUGAGCACAUGCAAUUCUACAGUGGCGGUAUCUACACAGGUCCUUGCACAAUUGGCAUCAAUCAUGGUGUCGCAAUUGUUGGUUAUGGCAAAUGUCCCGACACCGGACUCGAUUAUUGGAUCAUCAAGAACUCUUGGGGCACCAACUGGGGAGAACGUGGCUAUUUGCGUCUCGCUCGUGGCAACAACACGUGUGGCGUUGCACAGAUGCCUAGUGUCCCAAUUAUUGCUGAUAACAUCGAUUUGACGAAUGUUAAAACUGACGAACAGGUUGAUGAUGAAAAUUAA
Molecule: messenger RNA, 1323 nt
Organism: Culicoides brevitarsis
Lineage: Eukaryota; Metazoa; Arthropoda; Insecta; Diptera; Ceratopogonidae
Exons: 4
Coding region: 1-1323 (440 amino acids)
Biological process (GO): proteolysis
Molecular function (GO): cysteine-type peptidase activity
Source: RefSeq, a predicted model, not a curated record